AUGCCGCUCCACAUUUUCCUGCGACGCUCUUUGGCCCCCCAUCUGUCAGUUUCUGGCGCGCGCACUUCUCUGCGUACCCCCCAAGCGCGGUUCUAUUCUCCCGAGUACCUACGCUCGCUAAAGGCCCGUCGCAUCCCAUGGGACAAUAACGAAGGAAGACCUCCGCAAGCCGGAGGCGGAGCUGAUCGAGGUCGUAAGAAGCGGAAUAUGGGACGAUCCGAGUGGAGAGCCCGGCACGAUGCUCAGCAGGAAGCGAAACGUCGCAAGAUCGAGAACGGAGAGGAGGUUAGGGCUCCUGUAUAUGCGACGCAAUUCUCCAAGGAGGACAUCGAGAGUGAGCAGCGCCGCCCCAAGAAGAAGGUCGCCGUGCUGCUGGGAUAUUCGGGAACUGGAUACAAGGGCAUGCAAUUGAGCGAGACGGAAAAGACCAUCGAAGGAGAGCUCUUUGCGGCUUUCGUGGCGGCUGGCGCCAUCUCCAAGGCCAACGCAACCGACCCGAAGAAGUCAUCGCUGGUGCGGUGCGCGCGUACCGACAAGGGUGUCCACGCUGCGGGAAACAUUGUCUCCCUGAAGCUGAUUGUCGAAGAUGACGAUAUCAUUCAGAAGAUCAACGAGAAACUCAGCUCGCAGAUUCGCGUAUGGGACAUCCUCGUCACGAACAAGUCGUUCAGCAGUUAUCAGCUGUGCGACUCUCGCAUUUACGAAUACCUCAUUCAACUCACUGUUUCCUGCCGCCUCACCCCAGCACUUACCUGGGCAAGAAGCUCUUCGAGUACGCCGAGAAGGAGGGUGACCUGGAGGGUUACAAGGCGCGACAGGAAGAGGUGGCGAGCUACUGGGAGGAGACCGACGAGAAGUACGUCCAGGAAACCACCGAACAGCCAUCCUCCGAAGGAAAGCCCGCAGAUGCUGAAAAAGACGAGGCCGAAGAAGCGCGCCGACGUAAGAUCUUCGAGACCGUCAAAGCCAUCAAAGCCGCCUAUCUCCAGGCUAAGAGGGCCUACCGUAUUCCGGCCCAACGCCUGGCCCGCGUGCAGGAAGCCCUCGACAAGUACGUCGGAACGAAUAACUUCUUCAACUACACAAUCCAAAAGACACAUGCCGACCCAUCCUCAAAACGUCACAUCAAGUCCUUCAAGAUGGCCGAACAACCCAUCAUCAUCAACGGCACCGAGUGGCUCAGCCUCAAGGUCCAUGGCCAAAGUUUCAUGAUGCACCAGAUCCGCAAGAUGGUCGCCAUGGCUGCCAUGGUCGUGCGCUGCGGCUGUGAUCCCCAGCGGAUUGUCGAGACUUACGGCGCCAAUAAGAUCGCCAUUCCCAAGGCUCCCGGUCUGGGUCUGCUUCUUGAACGGCCCGUCUUCGACUCGUAUAACCGGAAGACCCAUGAGACGGGCAAAGACCCCAUCGACUUCGACAAGCAUGCCGAUACCAUUAAUGAGUUCAAGCAGCGUGAGAUUUACGAUCGUAUCUUCCGUGAGGAAGAAGAAACUCAUGCUUUCUCUGCUUUCUUUGGCCACCUCGAUCACUACUCGCAAGAGGAAUUCCUCUACGUCACGUCGGGCGGUAUCCCUGCUGCCAGACUAGUCUCGGUGCCUGCUAACGGCACGGAGGAGAAGAAGUCGCAGCGCGAGGCGUUGGCAGAGGUGGAGGGUGCUGCGUCGGAGGAUGAGGGUGCUCCUCCGAAUGGGGGAGAAGAGGGAGGUUAG
Messenger RNA from Aspergillus niger, 1706 nucleotides. RefSeq lists its product as uncharacterized. The record is from RefSeq and is a predicted model, not a curated record. Gene Ontology annotation, biological process: mRNA pseudouridine synthesis; tRNA pseudouridine synthesis. The annotation marks the transcript as partial. The transcript has 5 exons. NCBI's taxonomy places the organism in Eukaryota, Fungi, Ascomycota, Eurotiomycetes, Eurotiales, Aspergillaceae. Gene Ontology annotation, cellular component: nucleus. Gene Ontology annotation, molecular function: pseudouridine synthase activity; RNA binding.